Alternaria arbusti is the source of this 2079-nucleotide messenger RNA. RefSeq lists its product as uncharacterized. Bases 1 to 2079 code for a protein of 692 amino acids. The record is from RefSeq and is a predicted model, not a curated record. The transcript is spliced from 2 exons. NCBI's taxonomy places the organism in Eukaryota, Fungi, Ascomycota, Dothideomycetes, Pleosporales, Pleosporaceae. Gene Ontology annotation, cellular component: nucleus. Gene Ontology annotation, biological process: regulation of transcription by RNA polymerase II.
AUGUUAGCGCUACCCACACAACGUCACCACCUUUCAACCAUACCGUCACCACCGUCUUCACACUCCUCCUAUCAACACCUGCCCCAGCAGUUUGCCGCACAACACCUCUACGACCAGAAGCUCCUCAACGACUACCUCGAGUCCCAGCAGCAGUCUUACGGCACUUCAUCCAGCAGUGCACCCAACUCGUACAUGACGAGCGCAUACACCGACUUCGCGAACCCGGCCAUCCGAAUCCAGCAGUCGACACCCACACCGCAGCUUCCUCAGGGCUUCGCACAACCGCCUAUGCUCUCGACCAGCAACACCAGCACGGGACUUGAGUCCUGGAACUAUGGUAACGUGCAGGGCCAAUCGCUCCAGACACCACACCAGAACCAGAGCCGCGGCCACCAGCGCGCAUCGUCAUCGUCUUCCGUAGGCUCAAGUGCCUCGCAAUAUCAGGCCGUUGGACCUUCCGCGGGCUACCAGUCGUUCCAGAACCAUCUCCCUACACCCACACAUACACCUACCCAGGACUCGUUCAUGAGCGGAAACAACUUCAACAGCAACUACACGCCAAACUCGGUCAACAUGGACCACACCAUGUCCGCACACAUGUCGAUGAAGCAAGCGCUCAUGGAGCAGAGUGAUGACGUACCAGACUACGCACACUCGGCCGGUCAAUCAGUAUCAAGCUACGGCCACGACUCUCCUGCCACGCCACACACUGCACAGGACGACAUCGACUUCAAGAUGCCUGCCAAUGGUGAGAACCUCUGCAGGAUAGACUCCUGGCUUUUCAAUCAGUUUUGUACUUACAAUGACCCAGACGCCCGCCCUAUCCCCAAGUUCGAAAGGACCUACACCGACAUUGCUGCCGACGCUGGCUUCUAUGAACCCAGUGCCUCCGCCCAGGCGGUGUCUUCCAAGCCAGCUCAGUCGUCGCUGCUGUCGCCAUACCGCAACAGCGCCAACGAGAACGUACAGCGUGCGCUCCAGGCAGCACAGUACGCUCGCUCACAGUCGCCAAGCAGCACUGCCUCAAGAAGUGACUCACCCUUCCGCAAGAGCUCACCCUACCGUCAGCCUAGCAACACGUUCAACUCGGCUAUGAACACUGCUGUCGCGGCACGUGAGCAGACCCGCCAGGCUGAUGCGGCUUACGCUAUGAAGUCUCAGAUGCAGCCCAGCGACGAUUCUGAGCCAAAGACCAUCUCGCCCAAGGACGCUCUGUUAGACUACCGGGAAUCCGACGAAGAAUCCAAAGUUCCAUUGUUCCCAGACAGUGGCGCUAGCGAGUACGACAGCCAAUACACCGGUGGCGACCAAUAUAGGACUGCCACCCAAUCCAGCUUCGACACUCCAUCAUCACAGUCCUACCGUCGCGACAGCUGGGUAACACCACAGUUCUCACCAAACUUCUCCACUGCCCCCGCCCCAUCAUUACCACAGUCAUCGAGCUUCACCUUCGCCACUCCAUCAAUACAGAACAUGCACAGCAUGCCUAUGAACGCACCAUCUCAGUAUCGAUCGACACCCAACACUAUGUCGUCGGGCGUCGACCAGACACCAGAGUUCCCUGCCCACCUGACUUCAAUGGAGUCAAGUGCGAGCGAAGCUGAGCCACCGAGCGGCAGCCAGAACAGCGUCCUUUCAGACCGCUACAUUACGAAGCCAACAUCGACGGGCGCCGAGUCUGGUACCUACUCAUGCACGUAUCAUGGCUGCUCCCAGCGUUUCGAGACCCCACAAAAGCUUCAGAAGCACAAGCGUGAGGGUCAUCGAAGUGCCAAUCUCAGUCAGGCUAUGACGUCGGCGGCUAUUUUGGAGCGCAAUUCGCAGGCGGGACCCCACAAGUGUGAGCGCAUCAACCCCACGACCGGCAAGCCCUGCAACACUGUAUUUUCGCGGCCCUAUGACCUCACCCGUCACGAGGACACGAUACACAAUGCGCGCAAGCAAAAGGUCCGCUGCGCACUCUGUGUCGAGGAGAAGACUUUUUCGCGCAACGACGCAUUGACACGCCACAUGCGUGUCGUGCAUCCUGAGGUCGACUUCCCCGGAAAGCACCGCAGGCGCGGAGGUAACCACGACUGA